AUGGUAUGUUAUAAACUUGGUGGAAAGUAUGAAUGUUCUACGUUAAACCUCAAUAAUAUUGGAACAUUACUACAUCAGCUCUUGAAGGAGAACUUUAUAUCAGAGAUAGAAGCAAAUGCUGCAGGUAUUGUUGAAAUGCACUAUGACUUCUUCUUGACAAACAUAAAGAAUCUUACUGAAAUAAAGAUGUAUGAUUUAACAGAAUAUGAAGGCUUAACGAUGUCAGAUGUAAAGAAAGGCAAACCAAAAAAGAGACCAUAUAGAGAUGAAAGCACACUGACAAAUGACCAGAAAGCCAUUUUGGAAGCUCUUAAGCAAACAGGAAACCCAGCACUUAUAGAAAGCUUUUGGAAAGAUAAUGGUGAAAAGAAGUUUUAUAAGAAGAGAAGCGGUCAGUUCUGGAAGUAUCUUUGCACAUUACCUAUAAAUCUUGAACGCUACCAAAUCUUCAAUGAACUGAACAAAAGAACUGCAACACUUAUGACAGAAGAUAACUGCUUCGUUUAUGCUUGCAUUCAGGCUGGAGUAAAUGAAGAAACUAUUGACCAUAUGAGAGAAGUCAUUCGUGUUAGAGACUUUCCUCAAAGUAAAGUACAAGAAAUUUCUGACGCAACUGGUAUAGCAUUUAAUGUUACCAUUGGUUAUUUCAAUGACUCAAGACAUAAUGAAAUAAAGAGAUAUAUACCAAAAGAAUGUGAAACUGUUAGAACUAUUGACUUACUUCUUGUUGAAGACAACUACAUGUUAAACGAAAGAUUACCUAUGACAACAUAUUUCGUCAGAAAUUACAAAGAAAUUCUCAAAGCUUGUGGUGGAAUGAACAUUGAGAAACUGAUGAAGAUUUAUACAAAGAGAGAAGAUAAAUAUGUAGUUCGCAUGGAUAGAACUACACCGCUAUGGGAUGUUAUGAAAACAUUGUGGGAGUGCAAAUAUUUCGAACCUAUUUCUUAUGGAGAACUUUUCACAUAUACGACUGACUUAUAUAAACAGAACCUUGCACCAUUUAAAGAUUUGACAUAUGCUCCAAAGUAUUGUGUACAACUGAAGAAGAAAGCAGAGUCAAAAGAAGUAAAUAAAGCUAAAUGUAAGUUCAUUCCUGAGCACGUUUUCUUUGCUGACUUUGAAUGUAGCACUGAUGGAGUUCAUAAAGCUUUUAACAUAUGUUACGACGGUGAAGAUGGUUCAGUGAGUGAAAGCAUAUGGGGUCAAAACUGUGCAACAGAAUUUUUGGAGCGACUUCCUGACAAGAGUUUAAUAUAUUUCCAUAACCUCAGCUAUGAUAUAAACUUCAUCUUAAGACACAUGACAGAAGUGAAAGGAACUCCCAUCAUUAAAGGUUCACGAACAAUGCAAAUAACUGGUUUAUAUAAAGGACGGGCAAUUAUUAUAAAAGACUCUUACAGUGUUAUAAAUAAGAAGCUUAAACUAUUUCCUGCUAUGUUUAACUUACAAACAGGACCGAAAGAAGUAUUUCCAUAUAACUACUACAGCAGUACUUUGUUAGCAAAUGACAACAGAACUGGUGUCAUUUCUGAAGCAUGUAAGUUUAUCCAGGAUGCAGAUACAUUUAUGAAAAACAUAGAUUCCAUCAAAG
This is a messenger RNA of Trichomonas vaginalis G3, 1594 nucleotides long. Its product is annotated as organellar and viral DNA polymerase type B. NCBI's taxonomy places the organism in Eukaryota, Parabasalia, Trichomonadida, Trichomonadidae. The record is from RefSeq and is a predicted model, not a curated record. Gene Ontology annotation, molecular function: nucleic acid binding. The annotation marks the transcript as partial. The transcript has a single exon.